Messenger RNA from Nilaparvata lugens (brown planthopper), 790 nucleotides. RefSeq lists its product as uncharacterized. Bases 287 to 769 code for a protein of 160 amino acids. Lineage: Eukaryota; Metazoa; Arthropoda; Insecta; Hemiptera; Delphacidae. The record is from RefSeq and is a predicted model, not a curated record. The transcript has 2 exons.
CACUGAUAAGGAAACGUUUGCAAAUUUCUUAAGGAACGGGCAAAAUGUGUGCACCUUGCGUCUCUGUAACGGACUUAACAUCUGCCAAUGUUAGCUGAGUGAAAGAUAUUAAUUUAUUCAUUGUGCAGUGCACAUGCAUACUUAUAUAAUUAUUGCAACCCCCACAUGUUCUGCGUGAUAACAAACUGACAGUUGAUGGUACCGAGCGGCUCAAAAUUAUAAAAGCAUCGAGCGACAUGAUAUUGCUUGCAUUCGAUUAUAGUGUGACGUUUCAUGCACAGUGCAAAUGGACAACCAACAAUCCGAUAAAGCAGCAGCUGCAGCAACAAGCGAAGAAGCAGCAACGCCAACAAUCAACACCCUGGUUGAGACGAUAGCGGUCGACAAGGAGGUGGAGGUGGAAAUGGCGGAUGAGGAAUGGUGUGUGGUUGACAGCAGCGAUUCGCCGCCGGCAAAACGUGUCCACUUUUCCACAGCGUGUGAUACGCCAAAACGUGGUGGAAAAGGUCGGGGCCACGGCAUUUAUUUUGCCGAUCAACGCGUCAUCGCUCAGGGCAGAGGAAGAGGCCGCCAAAUUGAUGCGGGUGGAGUGAGCGCGGAGUCAUCAUUGCAACAGUCCAGUCGUAAUAGUGGACACCAAGCUGAAGCAUCAUUGAUUCUGCUAGACGUGACAAACUCAUCACAACCGAGAGUCGUGAACGCUACUGCUACUAACAUCGACAACGAAGUUGAAAACAUUGACCCGCAGCAAACCUCUUCAAAGCGGUAAGACGGCAAAACCUAUUAUUAC